GCCCACACCCACCUGCUCUGCCCCUUUUUAUGGCGCCAAAGCACGGGCCUCCUCCGGCCAUCUCCGCGCGCCAAGCUUGAGGCUUGAGCCCGCCCUUCUCCCCUGCUCCGCACCGCGCGCUAAAUGACGAUCGGCUCCGGCGCGUCCGCCAGCGUCGUCGUCGUGCCCCGCAACUUCCGGCUGCUGGAGGAGCUGGAGCGCGGCGAGAAGGGCAUCAGCGACGGCACCGUCAGCUACGGCAUGGACGACGGCGACGACAUCUUCAUGCGCUCAUGGACCGGCACCAUCAUAGGGCCGCUCAACUCCGUGCACGAGGGGCGCAUCUACCAGCUGAAGCUCUUCUGCGACAAGGACUACCCCGACAAGCCGCCCACCGUGCGCUUCCACUCCCGGAUCAACAUGACCUGCGUCAACCCUGACACCGGACUGGUUGAAGGCAAGAAGUUCCACAUGCUGUCGAAUUGGCAGCGGGAGUACACCAUGGAAGACAUCUUGACACAGCUGAAGAAGGAGAUGGCCGCGCCGCACAACCGCAAGCUGGUUCAGCCCCCGGAAGGAACCUUCUUCCAGUAACCGCCGUCAGCUUCGAUCGAGAUGAAGCAUCAAGUGCAUCUAGUACUUGUGUCAUGUUCCCUUAAAUUUCACGUGUCAGUAAGUCACAGAUCACAAAGGCAUGCACCGGAUCGGAGCAGAGCUGGCACCCCAAUUUGGUGACCUGAAGUUGUUGUACGUACUGUAUUUGUGCAUGGUGUGGUGCUAACUUCAUUUGGUAAUGGUCCUUGUUGCUAGUUUCUACAUAUAUACACUAAGCUUGGCUCCAUGUGGUUUACAAGUUCUGCCUGGUUUGAACACUCAGAUUGGAUUGAAUAACACAAAGGCUCCUGGUAUGUGGGGUCUCGACGGAA
This is a messenger RNA of Phragmites australis (common reed), 905 nucleotides long. Its product is annotated as ubiquitin-conjugating enzyme E2 variant 1C-like. Gene Ontology annotation, biological process: protein K63-linked ubiquitination; DNA damage tolerance. The transcript is spliced from 4 exons. NCBI's taxonomy places the organism in Eukaryota, Viridiplantae, Streptophyta, Magnoliopsida, Poales, Poaceae. The record is from RefSeq and is a predicted model, not a curated record. Gene Ontology annotation, cellular component: nucleus. Bases 124 to 573 code for a protein of 149 amino acids.